Molecule: messenger RNA, 1995 nt
Organism: Rhizoctonia solani
Lineage: Eukaryota; Fungi; Basidiomycota; Agaricomycetes; Cantharellales; Ceratobasidiaceae
Product: glycoside hydrolase family 79 protein
Exons: 18
Coding region: 1-1995 (664 amino acids)
Source: RefSeq, a predicted model, not a curated record
AUGCUUACUUCCCAGCUUGUUGUUUUGGCCUGCAUUUGGGCUCAACUGGCGGGCGCGGUGACUAUAUACAAUGUUAAAACGACGAAGGCCAUUGCUACGUCUGAUGCAUACGCUGCCGUCGCGACGCUUGCUGCGUACGACCAGACUGUGCUUACAUCCCCGUCUCCUCCGAGUCCAGCAAUCACAAACAACUUUCUAGUACAACUCUAUCCUGGCUCCAUGAGUGGGUUAUCCAUCAAACAGUCUGGGGCUUUCAUGGGAUUCUCGAUCGAACUGUCCGUAGUUCAAACAACCUUGGGAAAAAACUCCACCCACCUAUUGGUCCCGUUCCUAAACUACAUGGCUAACGUACGGGCCCGAGGAGGCUCUGUUUCCAUUCGCGUGGGAGGAAACUCCCAAGAUCAAUCCUACUUGGUUUCUUCUGACAGCAUACCUAACAACGGUGUCAUAUCCAAGCAGAAGCAGGCGGGCGCUACGACUCCAACCGAAACACCUGACGUAGUUUUCUCUUCCGAUCUGCUAACCAUGAUGAAAAACAUCGGAGAUUUGGUCAAUGCCAACUUCUACUUUGGUUUGAACUUUUUCAAUCCAGAUAACGAGACGAAUGCUGUUCUUGUUGCCCAGACAGCUGAGAAAAUACUCGGUGAUAGGUUACUUGGGUUUCAGCUCGGGAACGAGCCUGACUUGUACGGAUCCCAUGGCCGCCGUAAUUCGUCGUAUUCUAUGGAGAACUACAUGAACGAUUAUCAGACUAUGAUUAACGACCUCAAUGGAGCAUCACUAUCCAACAAUCAGAUUCUCAUCGGCCCAAGUACAUGUUGUAAUUGGAACGAGACCGAUAUAUUUAAUUUGGGUUAUUUAACUAAUUAUGCGGCCAACCUCAAGAUGGUUGCAGUUCAAAAAUAUCCCAAUGAUAAUUGCAAGAUCAAUGGUAAUGUCCACGAUCCACAGGAAACAUUCGCCAGUUAUAUCGGACAUGGAAGCGUAACUGGCCUCGCCGCACAAUAUGUUACUAGCUCUCAAAUGGUUCAAGCUGCUGGAAAGCCGUUUGUGCUCAUGGAGACAAAUACGGCAUCCUGCGGAGGGUUCCCAGGUAUUAGCGACAGUUUUGCUGCUACUAUGUGGGCCGCGGAUCUUGGAUUUCAAUUCGCGUUCAUCAAUUUUUCCCAAGUCCUAUUACACGUCGGUGGUCAAGACACAUAUUACAACCCUUUUACACCUCCUCCUACGAACCUUUCCACCAGUUUCGGGUGGACUACGGGUGCAGUAUAUUACUCAGCCCUCCUAAUUGCCGAAGCGUUUGGGCAAUCAGGCAACGCACAAAUCGUGGAUCUAUACUCAAACGGCAAUAACGACCUUACGCCCGGAUAUGCCAUCUAUGAAAACGGAAACCCCGUCCGCGUUGCACUAUUCAAUUACAUCGAUGAUGCAUCUGGUGCCAACGACUACACUGCCAACAUCGCUAUCGGUGGGCAACAGACAGGACAGUCAAGCACAACGCCUUCGUCUGUUCAAGUCAGGUAUAUGCGUGCUCCCAGCCUCGGUUCACACAAUGUGACUUGGGCAGGUCAAGCUCUGGGAGGGGAAUUGGGAUCUGACGGUCGGUUGGAAGGUACCCAAGAGACCGUUACUAUUCAGUGCGAUACAACUGCACAAACAUGUGCCAUUCCUGUCAAGGCACCUUCGAUCGCUCUGGUCUUCCUCACAAGUGACGCCCUGACAGAGUCUUCCCCAGAUGCUACCGUAACUCAGUCAUUCCCGACAACUGCUGUUACUAACAGGCCUAACAAAAUUACCGUUUCCGUAGACCCGUCAGUGCUUGCCAACUCCAACGGCCGUGGUGCUGCUGAACAUGACUUACUUGGAUCUACGAGCGAAGGAAGUGUAAAUUCAGCCCCCGCGCAAAUGCAAGCCGGAGCUGCCGCUAUAUCGGCUACCUUCGUAGCAUUAAGUGCUGCACUUUUCUUAUUCUCUACUGGGGGUUUCAUUAGAUAA